Molecule: messenger RNA, 5481 nt
Organism: Nannospalax galili (Upper Galilee mountains blind mole rat)
Lineage: Eukaryota; Metazoa; Chordata; Mammalia; Rodentia; Spalacidae
Gene: Micu3
Product: mitochondrial calcium uptake family member 3
Biological process (GO): calcium import into the mitochondrion; mitochondrial calcium ion homeostasis
Cellular component (GO): uniplex complex
Molecular function (GO): calcium ion binding
Source: RefSeq, a predicted model, not a curated record
UGGGAUUAAACACAUGUGCCACAACACCGGGCAAGCAACUAAUAAAAAUUCAUUAGUCUGCCCAAGAUUUUUGGCAGUGGUCACAUUGGAAAUUUAUGAGAAAAUCAGAAAAUUCUGCCCAGCUCAGAGAAAACAACUCUUAUACGCAUACAUAUAUGGCCAUAUCUAUAUAGUUUCAGAAAGUAAAUGUGUUGAGAAAACUAAAAUGUCAGAAUUCCGAAACGGCAGAAAUUGAGGAAAACUUCCUGAAAAGUAAAGAGCUACCACCGAGUUUUCUUUGUGCCAUUAACAGGCUUAGGGGGGAAAAAUAGAUAUCCUAAAAUAGAUAUUAUCCUUAUAUGUCAUAGACAUUUCUUUUUACCAUUUUUAGUAGCUUUAAGGAGGCAAACUUCUAUCAGCCUAUCAAGCAAGAUCUUAUGCGGCAUAUCUGAUAGGUUACUUGCAGGAAAGGGUUACUGAGGCAGAGAAACAGCAGGAUCUAGGCCAGAAAACUUCAUUUUGGUUGUCUCUGAAAGCCCUUAGUUUGAGUUAAGAAUUUCCAUAUCAAUUGGUCUUACUAUCCCUUGUCACUGAAGUCCAACUGAACUACUGGACUUUGCUGUCUAGACCUAAAAAAACAUCUUAGGGGCUCCUUGUACCACUCCACACCAUGGAAACCAGAGCAAAUAAAUCUCAGUCACCAAAACUGGAGUCAGGGGUGUAAAAUUGCUAAGAAUAUCAAAGACACCAUCUCAUAAACUGACAACGUAUAAAAAACGUAACCAACACAAAAAUAGACUAGGCUCCUCAAUUCUUGAAUUUACACCAACAGCCUUCCACAAAAACAGAGAGCAUAUUUGCUAAGAUUUUUGUUUCUUCAGAAUUUGGAGAAUCCUUUCUUUCAUGUACUUGGUUUUGACUUGUUAAAUGGAGUGAGCCCAGGUAUGUAUCAGUGAUUCUCAAACAUUAUCCUGCCCUUGUGAAAAGUACAGAAGGCCUCAUUGGUCAAAGGAUUUCUAUUAUAAACUGCAGUCUUUAUGACUCAAAUGUUUACGUCUUCGUACACGUGAUCACUGCAAAUCGCUCCCAAGGUGUCAAUGAUCCGGCCGCGGUAGGGCGCUGGACCCAAGCCUGGGAGCCGGGGUGUGGACCCGGGUCGCCCCGCAGCCCGGGCUCCUGGAGUUCCGCUGACCCGCGGUCCCCGUGCUGGCCUCUCCCCGGUGCUGGCUCGCUCCUCGAGCUGCCAGUACCGCCCUUAUUUAUGACUGCACGGUCGGGCUGGAGUCUGCCGGGACACUCCGCGGUUCCCAGGCUCCUCUCGGGGUCUCUCCCGGGCUUCCCAGGGUGCGCGUCAGCCGGAUCCCCAGGGAGGCCGGGGUCGCCUGGUCCCGCGGAGGUCUCGCACCGACUUCUCGCGAGGUUUCAGCUCCCCCCACCCCACCCCACCCAUCCCAGCUUGGGCCCGCAGCUCCCGCUAUGGCUGCACUGCGGAGGCUCCUGUGGCCGCCGCCCCGGCUGUCCCCUCCGCAGCCCUUCCUCGCGCCGUGGGGGCGGCCUGCGGGGACAGCCCCGGGGUUGCCUGGCCGGCCUUUCUGCUGCCGCGAGGAUGACGAGGGGGCCGUGACGGAGGCAGCGUGGCGGCGGCGGCGGCGCUGGGGCGAGCUGAGCAUCGCGGCGGCGGCCGGCGGGGGUCUGGUCGGUCUCGUGUGCUACCAGCUGUAUGGGGAUUCCAGGGGCGAGCCCUCCGCGAGCGCGGCCUCAGAGCCCGAGGACCCGCCCAGCGGCCGGGGGCUGCUGCCCAUCCCGGUGGCCGCUGCCAAGGAGACGGUUGCUAUUGGCAGAACAGAUAGUGAAGAUUUGGACCUCUGUGCUACGUCUCGAGAAAGACGUUUUCGUUUAUUUGCUUCUAUAGAAUGUGAAGGGCAGUUAUUUAUGACUCCAUAUGAUUUUAUUUUGGCUGUUACAACAGAUGAGCCCAAAGGAACUAAAUCAGAUGCUCUCAGAAACACCACCAGUUUGGAAGGGAUCAUCAAAGCUGUUUCGAAAUCUUAAAGAAAGAGGUGUGAUUUCUUACACGGAAUAUCUUUUUCUUUUAUGUAUUUUAACAAAGCCUCAUGCCGGUUUUAGAAUAGCUUUCAACAUGUUUGACACUGAUGGCAAUGAAAUGGUGGAUAAAAAGGAGUUUCUGGUGCUUCAAGAGAUAUUUAGGAAGAAAAAUGAAAAGAGAGAAACUAAAGGAGAUGAAGAAAAGCGUGCAAUGCUGCGUCUUCAACUUUAUGGAUACCAUUCUCCUACCAAUAGUGUACUUAAAGCAGAUGCUGAGGAACUUGUCUCCAGAAGCUUUUGGGAUACACUGAGACGUAACACAAGCCAAGCACUCUUUUCCGACCUUGCAGAGCGUGCUGAUGACAUAACAAGCUUAGUAACCGAUACUACACUUCUGGUACACUUUUUUGGAAAGAAAGGAAAAGCUGAGCUUAACUUUGAGGAUUUUUAUAGAUUUAUGGAUAACCUACAGACAGAAGUUCUGGAAAUAGAAUUCCUUUCCUACUCCAAUGGAAUGAAUACUAUCAGUGAAGAAGAUUUUGCCCACAUUCUUCUACGAUAUACAAAUGUGGAAAAUACAUCAGUAUUUUUGGAAAAUGUGCGCUACAGUAUACCUGAAGAAAAGGGCAUCACAUUUGAUGAGUUCAGGUCAUUUUUCCAGUUUCUGAACAACUUAGAAGACUUUGCAAUAGCCCUCAAUAUGUAUAACUUUGCAAGCCGCUCAAUAGGACAAGAUGAAUUUAAACGUGCUGUCUACGUAGCUACUGGACUGAAACUUUCACCACAUUUAGUGAACACUGUCUUCAAGAUUUUUGAUGUCGACAAAGAUGAUCAAUUAAGUUAUAAAGAAUUUAUUGGAAUUAUGAAAGACAGACUCCAUAGAGGAUUCCGGGGUUAUAAAACAGUCCAGAAGUAUCCAACAUUCAAAUCGUGCCUAAAAAAAGAACUUCAUAGCAGAUAAAUACUCCUAAAAACGAAGAUUGAGGAGUAUAAUAUAUGUGACAAAUGCAAGAAGCAAAAUUUCUGAGAGAGGAUGCACGUCUGAGAUCCGAACAUGCGGAAAAUAAAGAAAUCGGUGAAACACUGAAUUUUUUUUCUUAAACUGAGUGCUUGAACAUCAAACAGAUAAAAAUGCAUCUUCUUCCUACAGAUGUUAGCCCUGGGUUCAGUCCCCGGCACCACCAAAAGAAAAUUUACUGCAAUUGUUAAGUAUAAUCAAGUUGAACUUUGACCUUGAUUUAUUGAACUCUGCACUUUUUCCAUUCCUUUCAGAGUAUGUGGGUAGUUCCAGUGACUUAAAUUUUUUAUUUAUUUAUUAGAAAUUUCCAUUAUUUCAGAAUAAUUUAUCAAUGAUAGCAUAUAGACAACCUGAAAACGGAGAACACAUUUUCUGCUGGUUUGGACUGUGAAUGAGUUUUCACAAAAUGACUGUUGCUUCAGAUUUGUCUUGGGCCCUUACCGUUGUUAGUAAAUCCCUAUUAUUUAUCUGGAUUUUAAUUGUAUUGAGAUAGUUUUUGAAAACAAGUGGAAAUUAAGUUAUUAAAUAAUAUGGUUUACAUUGUAUUUUCAACUUUUAAAACUAUGUAACAUAUUGUAUAAUUUGUGUAAAUCUUUUAUUAUUUUGUUUGUUUCUGCUAUUCUUUGUGUUAUGUUUUGUUUUUGUACCAAGCAAACAAGAUGUCACAUAUUUUAUGUAUGAAGAGAUUUAGACAUUUUUUCAAAAAAAUAAUGAUCCAUAGUGAUAGUUAGAAGCAAGGGCAGUUAUAAUCGUGAUCAUUAUCACUGUGGGUGGACAGUUCUGCUCUUGAUUGUAAGUGGUAUGUUAACACUAGUAAAAAAUGAUAUUCGUAACUUAUUGGAUAUUGUUAAUCUAUGUCUGUAGCAUCAAAAUGAGUGUUGUAAAAGACUAAUAUAAAGUGGCUACAAGAUUGAUGCAUAGUUAUAUAGAAAAUAAUGCUUUGUUUCUUCAAAAAGGACCACAUACAAAAUUGAUGCAAACAGCAAAUAGUAAGGAAUCAUUUAAAUAUAAUUCAUUAUUUCAAAACAGUAUGUCCUAAAAGGGAAGAUAAAACUUCUGUUGAAAAGGCUCACUCCAGAGGCUGGGUCAGGAGGAUCACAACUUGAAGCCCUAGAGAGCUAGGCUAGAGAGCAAACCCAAGGCCACCCUAAGCAGCUUAGUGAAAACCUGUUUAUAGAUGAAAAAGAAAAGGGCUGGGAAGAUAGCUUGGUGGUACACUGCUGCCUAACAUGCCUGAGGCCCUCGGUUCAGUUCCCAACACUGGAAAAAUACAAAGAAAAAAAGAUCAAAAACUAGAUUUCUACAUUGAGAAAUAAUUUUAGAAUACUUAAUAGAUAACAUUUAGUUUAAAAGGAUACUAUAACGCAAUGAGUUUAAGUUAUCAUAUUUACAUAUUGCAUGUGAAAGAAUUUAAUAAGUUAAUCUCUCUUCCUUUCUAAGGCAUAUUUAAAUUAUGUACACUCCAACUAGUACUUUGCUUUUGCAUAUGAAAAUAAGAAACACUGGCUUUGUUUUUCUAAGUUAUUAAAUGUGAAAUUGAUCUGUGUCAACUUAUUUAUAAAAGUAGUAUAUUUCCGGGGCUGGAGAGAUGGCUCAGAGGUUAAGAGCACUGACUGUUCUUCCAGAGGACCCAGGUUCGAGUCCCAGCACCCACGUGGCAGCUACAAACCGUCUUUAGCUCCAGUUCCAGGGGAAUCCGAAGCCCUCUUCUGACCUCCGCGGCAUUGCAUGACAUGGGUGCACACACAUACAUGCAGGCAAUACACUCAUACACAUAAAAUGAAAAUAAUAAAUAAAAUAUUUAAGGAAAAGAAAAAUAAUAUAUUUCCAAGAAAAUGUUAUUAGUGUUCAUUUUGUUCUUCAGACUUUUCACAUUCUUUGACUGGUAUUAUUUAUUGUACCAAUAUGGGAAUAUAAAUGUGUAGAUUUAAUUCCCAUAUAUAGUAUAGCAAUUUAACUUCACCUGCUUUGAAGCCUGAGUCACUUGACUGACUGCAGCAAUGCAGACUGCUCACUUCCCACGCCUCAGGCCUUCUGUACUUUACAUGGAAUGUGCUCAGCAAUACCUGGGAAGUGAAAUAAUUUUGAAAUUACAAAUUGAUCUAUUUGUAAAUUAUUGGUCUGAUUGUAAAUUAUUUUAUCAUGCAUUCAUGGAAAAUCUUGUACCUAUAGAUUAAAAUUUUAAAUUAAUUUAUUUUAAAAUCCUUUACGAUUCUUUCAGUCUCCCAAGGAAAAACACCAAACCACAUACAUAAUCAUUAUUCUUUAUUGUUUUAUUGUGAGUGGAUCUUUUUAUAAGUCCACAAGAUAUUAUAAAAAAUGAGAGUAAAUAAAAUAUUCUGAUCAAGUAAUGCAGGGGGAUAAUAGUAAAUUACAGUGAUUUCCUUCAUAUCACUCUUAAAUGCUUUCUUAUAUCAAAUAGAAGGCAAAAAUACUUC